GAGACGCCUGCGCGCGUGGGGCGCCGUGUGUGUGCGUGUGCGUAGCCGCGCGCGGAGUGGCGGGGAGUCGGGAAGUUUGCGCGGUGACGUCAUGACGCCUCGCGCAGGACGUAACCCCGGCGUCACGCAGACCCCGGCGAGCCCGCUUAUUUUGAUAUGGAAGUGGAUCUGACAGCUUAAUGGAAAUCAAACAAACACAGGAUGUCAAGAGUGGCCUUUCUUGAUUUCAAUGAAGGACUGUUACAGGGAGCCAUGGAUAUUAGUUGUGAGUUAUAACAUCUUAAUUCAAAGUGUCUAGUAUAAAUUUACUUAAUGGACAGACCAGCAAUAUGGAUGAUUUAGAGAUAAAUACUGAAGUCACUGGUGCUAAAGAAGAAGAAAUCAUAUGUGAUGAUAAUUUCAUAUCUGAGGAAGAUGGUGGCAUUCCUAAACCACAAGAGAGCGAGCCCUCAUUUCAGAAGAACAGUACAUUGACUCUGCCUGAAGAACUAUCACAGGACAGAUCUGAAAAAGCCUUAAGUGGAGGCCAGACUUCUCUAUUUAUGCACUCUGGUGCUCCUACUGUUUCUAGUGAAAACUUUAUCUUGUCCAGAGGAACAGCUGUUAAUGGACCAGUUUCACACUCCACCUCAACUAAGACUUCCAUUAUGAAUAAAGGCAGUGUUUCAUUAACCACUGGACAGCCUGUAGGUCAUCAUACAGAUUCCUGCUCAACCUUGACAGUGGUUCAUGAUCUUCAGCUGCCUGCAAAGAGUACAACACAGAAAUCAAAUCAGCACCAAGUUUUAUUUUUGUUACCUGAUGUAGCACAUGCUAAGAACCUGACUCAUUCCAUUAAAAAUCUACCUACCUCUGCUUCAAUUGGUUGUGAAUCACAGAAAUCAGUUGGAAAUAGUGUAGAUAGCACUUUAGUAGGCCAAGUAGAAGUUUGUGAGGAUGAUAAAAAUAUACUAGUAAAAGAUGAUUGUGUUGAUACAUUAACAGACAUUUCCUCAGGUACAGGUGGUUUCACAUCGGGUUGUGAUCCCAGCUGGGAUCCACAAAAAGAGUUCAUACAGUUUCUUAUGACAAAUGAAGAAACACUAGAGAAGUCUCCCAUUCACUGUAAAGUAGGCUUAGAGAAAAAGCGAAAAAGGAAAAUGGAUGUUAGUAAAAUAACACGCUAUACUGAAGACUGUUUUGGUGAUACCAGUUGUAUUCCUAGUAAAUCAAAACUAUUAAAUGUUGACUUUUUAGAGCAGAAUGAGGAGCUACAAAUAGUAGAACCGCAAAAAUAUUCAUUGAGCAAAGUAAAGCCUGAAUCCACAGAUGAAGAGUUGGAAGCUGUUGAUGCUAUACAGCAGCUCAUUUAUAGUCCUGCUAGUAACUGUGCAGAAGAUAGUUCUCCUGUUCACACUAGCACUUUUCUGUCCAGUACUUUAAAAAAUAAAUGUGAACAGAAUGAUUCUGAAUCACCAUCUACUUUCAGUACUGAUGAACCAUCAUUUUAUCCCUGUACAAAGUGCAAUGUGAAUUUUAGAGAGAAGAAACAUCUGCAUAGGCAUAUGAUGUACCAUUUAGAUGGGAACAGUCAUUUCCGACAUCUCAAUGUCCCCAGGCCCUAUGCAUGUAGGGAAUGUGGAAGGACAUUUCGAGAUCGUAAUUCACUUCUUAAACAUAUGAUAAUUCACCAGGAAAGAAGGCAGAAACUGAUGGAAGAAAUCCGUGAGCUGAAAGAACUUCAGGAUGAGGGUAGGAGUGCACGGUUACAGUGCCCGCAGUGUGUAUUUGGUACCAAUUGUCCCAAAACCUUUGUGCAGCAUGCAAAGACCCAUGAAAAAGAUAAAAGAUACUAUUGCUGUGAGGAAUGCAAUUUCAUGGCUGUGACAGAAAAUGAACUGGAAUGCCAUCGAGGAAUCGCUCAUGGAGCAGUAGUCAAAUGUUCGAUUAUUGGUAGUGACAUGUCCCAGAGGAAAACACAGAAAAAGGCAUCCUUGAAAGAUCCUUAUUUAGGAUCCUCAAAAAGGUCAUCAACAUAUAUGUGUAAGAUUUGUCCAUUUACUACUUCAACUAGAAGCAUUUUAAGAAAACACAUGGAAUAUUUGCACCCAGCAUCAUGUGUUGGUCCCUUUGGUAGCCAUCUUAGACUAGAAAGAAGAAAAGGCAGCAUAAUAGACGAAUCUUUAGAUUUUCGUAACAGAACAAAACAGUUGAUCAAACAAUCUUCUACUUUUCCAAAGAACUCUGUUUUGAAACAGGAUGUAAAAAGAUCAUUUGGCUCUACUUCACAGUCCAGUAACUUCUCAAAACUUAACAAGAGACCCUACAGGAUACAGAAGGCUCGGAAAAGCGUUUCACAGUCAUCUAAACUUAACUCUGCUGAAAAAAAAGACAGCUAUGAAACGGAGGAUGAAAGUUCGUGGGAUAAUGUUGAACUAUGUGAUUACACUACACAGUCUGUGGAGGAUGAACCUUACAGUGAUAUUAACCAAGAGCAUGUAAACCUCUUCCCCAUAUUCAAAGGUAAAAUGGAAGAUCAUGAAGCUGGUGAUAAAUCUGCACUUAGUUAUGAGCAGAACGAUGGUUUUUAUUUUGAGUACUAUGAAGAUGCUGAAGGUAGUAACUUCCUGCAUGAUUUGCAUGAUCCUCAGAACUUAGAAAAUGUAGGAUCAUCAUUACCAAAGCAUAAUUCAGUUUUCCAUUGGACUGAUUUGUCGCUUGAAAAGAAGUCCUGCCCAUACUGUCCAGCAACCUUUGAAACAGGUGUUGGAUUGUCCAAUCAUGUCAGAGGACACCUUCACAGAGCGGGAUUAAGCUAUGAAGCCCGUCAUGUUGUUUCACCAGAACAGAUAGCAACAAGUGACAAAAUGCAGCAUUUUAAAAGAACUGGAACAGGAACUCCUGUUAAACGUGUUAGAAAAGCAAUUGAGAAAUCUGAAACUUCCUCUGAGCAUACGUGUCAGCUCUGUGGAGGCUGGUUCGAUACUAAAAUUGGAUUGUCUAAUCAUGUGCGAGGACACCUGAAAAGGCUUGGCAAAACCAAAUGGGACGCACACAAGUCUCCAAUUAGUGUUCUGAAUGAGAUGAUGCAAAAUGAGGAGAAGUAUGAAAAAAUCCUAAAGGCUUUGAACAGUCGUCGCAUUAUUCCUAGACCGUUUGUUGCUCAGAAAUUUGCAUCAAAUGAUGACUUUUUAUCUCAGAAUGUUAUACCUCUUGAAGCAUACCAUAAUGGCCUAAAGACUGAAGAUAUGUCUGUGUCUGCAUCGGAGGAAGAAGGGCUGAGUUUCCUAAAUGAAUGUGAUGAAGCAAAAGCAGUGCUACGUGAUGGGAGAAAAAAUCAGUCACUUACACUGAUAGAACUCCUGAAAAACAAGAGGUUAGGAGAAGAAAGGAAUUCUGAUAUUUCUCCUCAAAAGAUUCAUAAUCAAACUGCAAGAAAGAGGUUUGUUCAGAAAUGUGUUCUUCCAUUAAAUGAAGACAGUCCAUUGAUGUAUCACCCACAAAAAAUGGACUUGACUAUGCAGUCAGCUCUAGACUGUAAGCAAAAGAAGUCAAGGUCAAGAUCUGGAAGCAAGAAAAAAAUGCUGCCGUUACCUCAUAGUGCUGAUGAAGUUUACAUACUCAGAUGCAGGUUCUGUGGUCUGGUCUUUCGAGGACCUCUGUCUGUCCAGGAAGAUUGGAUCAAGCACUUGCAGCGACACAUUGUCAACGCAAAUCUUCCACGGACUGGAGCUGGCAUGGUUGAAGUCACAUCACUACUUAAAAAGCCUGCUUCAAUUACUGAAGCUUCAUUUUCUUUACUGAUGGCAGAAGCAGCAUCAUAGAACAAGGAAACAUUUUAAAUUUUAAUUGGAUGUAAAUUUGAAAUACUUUUGUCAUUUUUUAAAAUAAAUUGCUACACUAAAUUAUGUUUAUAAAUGCUAAAGACAGAAAAAUAAAGGAAGUGGAUUACAGCAACAUCAAAAUAAGUUGAAUACUUAACAGUUACAGUAAGUAGUCUUUAUAUUUUAUAUAGGGUGAAAGAUGUGUUUUUAAGGUUUAUUAUGUUUUUGUCAGUUACUGUGUUCACUAUCAAUACAAGACCAUUACAUGUAUGGCAGCCAUUUUUAAAUUGUUGCACAUGGGUACUUAAAAGACAGAUUUUAAUAAAACAAACCCUGUUCUAUUCAGUGUUACCCAAACCAAGGCUCUGUUUAUUCCAAAAAGAAUUACAUAGAAAAAUAAGAUAUUACUAUAUUUUGUUUGUAUGUAUGUAGUGUUUUGUAUAAUACCAAGAACUGCUAAUACAAUUUACUCAACCUAGGGCAUUAAAUAUCAUGUACUUCAUAGUUCAAGAGACUGUUUCAUUCAAAUAGGGCAGUUAGUACUAUUCUAUCUAGGUGUGUAAGUGUUUUUUUUUAAAUCACAUGAGGCUUUUUGUACUAAAAAGUGGAGGGAAACUUGUUUAAACAAAUUUCUAAGAGAAAUAUGUACAUAAUACUGGAAAUUUGUGGUAAGGAAAUAUUCUUUACUUCAGUUGCAUUUCUCACUGACAAUAAAGUGGUGCAUCCAUGCUACCUCCUACUUGUCAACAAAGAUGGUAUUUACCCUUAUGUUUUUGUACCAUAGUAGAUUCAAUCCAGCUUUCUUUAAUACAAAGCAUCUUUUUGUUAACAAGGUUUUUUCUUUAUGAUGAUUUACUUAAAGUCUGACUUGCUUACAGAAGUUUGCCUCCCUACUAUUUUAUUUAACACUGUAGAAAUGUACUAAUAAGCAUUGCUCACUACACGGUUAGAGUAGACUUUUCAUUUAUAAUUCUGUUUAAAAGAUUGAUCAUUUUAGAAAAUUUGAACACAGACUGAAAUGUUUCUACAUAUGAAGAGAAUGUUUACAACUUCAAUUUUAGAGCUUGUUUUGGAUGUUAUUAUAUGUAUGAAAACUGUAACACUAUGCUCAUGCUAAGGACCUACUUACAGAAUUACUGAAAUAAAUGUGCUGUGAGGAUGGAAAUAUGGUGCAGGUGUCUUGGUCAUGAUGAAUUGUGUUUGUUCAUUUAAGCUGUCUUCAGAACAUGAUUUUUGUUUAAAUCAAAUCAGAUUCCUCUACAAAUCAAUUUUGUAUGCAAGUAACAUUUCAUUUUACUCAUAUAGGGUAACAGAUACUGUAGUUAAGCCAAGGAUAAUGCAUUGAUAUUUUCUUUAUAUGUAAAUAAAGUUAAAAGCAGUUAAAACAAGAGGAGUAUUUUGGUAGAGUAUAUACAUACCUCACUGCCAGUGAAAUUGCUUUCCUAUGGUAUAUCUCCUUACCAGAAAAAUCUCUAAAUAAAAAGGUUUAAAGAAAAUCUAAAUGUCUAUAAUGUGAAGCAUUUAUUUGCAUUGUGUGAGUUAAGUUUGUGAAAUUGAUUUGUCUUGCUUGAGAUUAGAAUCUUCUCAUGAUCUUAGGUAAAAGUACAUUGACUUGCAAUAAACUGACUUGUUCAGAGCCGCAUUACAUUUGACUGGUGGAAAAUAUGAAUAAAUGCCUGUCUUCCUGUACAUGUGCAGUUCAGAGUUAACACACAAGGCUUUUUAAUGUUCUGAUAAAAUCGAUUGGCUAGAAAUGUACAGCUGUGCAGGACAGUCCUGAGACAAGGCCAGCCUAGCUCUGUCAAGGCUGUCACUAAAUUAGUGCUUUUGGGUGUUUACCUAGACAAGUUGCUACAGCUAACUUUAGCUUCAUUGUCAGAAGUUACUCCUUUUUUUGUUUGCUUAUUUUUUUAAACUUACCAGUGCAUUUAAAGUCUGGAGAAAAUACACCUUGGAGAUUUUAGGAAGGAUAACUGGGAUGUUGAAGUGUAUUGCAGACAAAUCAUGUAUAUGUAGACUAACAUUCUAAACUUGUGGAUGGUUAUGGGAUUUUUUUAAUAUGCUGUGCUGAAACAGAACAGAGGAAAGUGAUGAGAUCACCUUGAGUGCUUAUAAUGCUUUAAUAGUGUGCUUGUUUACCCUUCUCACCAAAAAGGUGCUUAUUGACAGCACUGUAUUUUGUGGCUGUUAAACAGAUUUUAAAAAGAAAUCAAUUAAGUGCAAAUGAUAUUUAUCUAGUAUUGUUAAGAAUGCUUGUAAAGGUGAAGCCAUACUGCACGGAAUUUAGUGGUAGCAAAAAAGCUAUUAGGUCAUAAAAAUAAUUAAAAUAGUUAAUGCUAUUUAGUUCUAAUUAAACCCCUAUAAUGAGCUGCUUUGUGUAACAAUAAAAUCCAUGGUUGUGUCUGGAAAGCAGAGAGCUCUAGGCCUGAUGAGUUUCAAAAAUGAGGUUGUUUUGAUGAGUAGUUUUCAGUGUCAGGCUGGCAGAGUGGGUGUGCUGGAGCUGUGUACCCUGCUUGCAUUAUGAGAUCCUUAGCAUUAUAAUUUGAAAUACAGACAGAAUUUUAGAACUGCUCUGAUUACCAAAUUAAUUGCAUAUAAGGUGGAAACCGAUGAAAUUUUUUUAAAUUUUUUUUUAACAAAAAACAGUGAGUACUACAAAGCUUUCUCUAGCUUCUGGUCCUCACGUGGGACUAUUUGGUUUUUUCUUUAUUUGGACACAAUGUUUUGUUUCUGUUUGGAUCUUUUGUCAUAUAAAGGGGACAUGUAAGGGGACAUGUAAACCCCUUUCCGAAGUUACGGAGAUUCUAAACUGGUAGAAGAGAGUUAAUUAAAUCUGUCAGUUUAUUAUAUGAAUCUCAUUUUGAAUAUCUGUGGCUUGGGAGGCUCUAUGACAGUCUUUUGUUAGAGUUGGACUUCCAGAAUUGCACAUGUGAAGUGAGUGUUGGCCUGUUCAUGGUGGCUGGGCAGCUUUGGGUUAAAGGCUGCAGUGGUGUGGUGAUUUUUGUUUGGUUGGUUCUGGUUCCUUAUCACAGUCUUUUGUGUUUCAAGAGUUAUCCAAGUUUCUGGUAAAGGUCUCUUAAGUAGCAGCCUCUGGAAAAUUAUGAAGGAAUUUUCAGAAUGUGUAGAGAAGCUUGGGAAAUUGUAGAAGACCACAGCUCACAUUUUCUAAGAUGAUUGCCUGUAUUCCCUGGUCCCAGUGAUGUCUCCCACUAAUCUUCAGUUAAAACUCUGUCUGUAUUCCUUGAAAAGAAGCUUAUGCAGGACCUUGGGACAGUGAUUUGGUGCUGCCAAGUGGUAGUGUGUUCAGGCUGGAUGCAGGGAGAAUGGGAGAUGGAGGCAAAUGGGUGACAGCUGUUGGAUCACUAAGAUCCCUGGGCAUUUACUCGUUUGCCAUAUGUUGUUUUAUAUGAAUUGUGUAAAUUGUGUUAGGUGGACUGCUCCCACAAGAUGAGGCAGUCCAGCUCUUCCUGCAGAUCCAACUUGUGCUUCCUCAUGGCUCACCUUACAGCCAGCAGUACCAGGAAGGAGCUGCUGACUCUUCUUGAUAGGAGAAAAAGCACAGAUCAGACAAUAGCUGACACCAGGCUUUGGGGAAGUGGAGCAGCCCCUUGUGUGCCAGGGAUGGGGAUUGUAAACAGGUGGAGUUUGUAUUCUGGGCAGACUUCUCCAUGUUUUAGCUACGUUUGUGUUCAAAGUCCUACCUUUUCAGCCAUGCUCAGGGAAAUCACCAAGGUCUUUGAGGUAAGUGGAUCACAGGAGGAAUGAGAGUCAUGAAUUGGGGCUCAGAAGUGUGUCCAUCCAGAGUUUCAAAAAGUUUCAAAAGUGUCAUGGGGCUGAGAUGGGGAGAUCUGUUCCUGCAAAGCUAUUUUAACUCCAGUGAUUUUUCUGGGCCAGUUGUGGUUGUGGAUUUCCUUUGUGUAACUAGUGCUUUAAACAUUGAUUAAAUUUUCUACUUGAUUCUGAAAACCUACAGCAGAUAAAUGUUGUCCGACCAAAUGCGGAAGAGUUACCAGUGAAUAGCAAGUACUUGUUUUUAACUAAACGGUAAAGGCUGUGAAGGAAGCUUGUUUAGUUCAGCACUAUGGUUAACAGACUUCUACACUUUUUAUCACAAUAGUUAAUAGGCUGGUUACUUAAACACAAGUUUCAUAUUUUUAAAAAAUUGUUUAUGUAGUUUUCACUUGGUUUUUUAAAAUAAAACCUUUUUAGGAUGGUACUUAUUUUAAAAAGCUGACUGCAUUAUGAUUUCAGGCCUCUGAAUCCACCAUGCUUUGUAGGUGCUGUUGCCUGGUACAUGGGUAGCAAUUUUGAUGUAAUGGAAACAUUUGGCCACAGUGCCAGGUCUGUAAUAUCUUGCAAUAAAAUGUUCCUUUU
Molecule: messenger RNA, 8177 nt
Organism: Calypte anna (Anna's hummingbird)
Lineage: Eukaryota; Metazoa; Chordata; Aves; Apodiformes; Trochilidae
Gene: ZNF644
Product: zinc finger protein 644
Exons: 8
Coding region: 330-3803 (1157 amino acids)
Biological process (GO): regulation of transcription by RNA polymerase II
Cellular component (GO): nucleus
Molecular function (GO): RNA polymerase II cis-regulatory region sequence-specific DNA binding; DNA-binding transcription factor activity, RNA polymerase II-specific
Source: RefSeq, a predicted model, not a curated record